GUUAGAAGCCGUAACAAAUACGGCAAGAUGUUGUAACUGGCACCUCUAUAUAAAUGGAACACCUCAGCACAGUACGAGGUUCAGUUUAUUUCCUUCUGAAGAAGAGUAAAGUGGUAGCGAUGUUUCUGUUACAUGUUUGUUUGUUAUUAACAACAUGCGUCAUCAUCGAAGCUGAUUAUAUCGGAUAUCCUCGAGAGGGCUAUGGAUACUAUCCUGGAUACGGCACAUAUAGAACUGCGUACAAGGACUACAGCGGAGAUGCCCAAGGAAAUUAUUAUGCGUAUCCAAAAUAUAACUACGACUACUCAGUAAACGAUCCCCACACUGGAGAUCACAAAACUGCGUGGGAAGUCCGUGAUGGUGACGUCGUGCGAGGUGCAUAUUCUGUUGCUGAAGCAGACGGCACUACACGCCUAGUGGAAUAUACAGCUGACAAGCUUAGUGGCUUUAAAGCUGUUGUCAAGCGCAUCGGACAGCCUUACCACACUGAAGUGUAUCCGAAGCAAUAUGAAGCCGUUCACACCUAUAGCUACCAAUAGAUGGCGUUACCAAAAACAGAGUCAUAUGAUAAGUUUUGUAUUAUACCAAUAGAUGGCGCUACAAGUAACUUUCCUGUGAUAUUGUAAAUGUCGAAAAGAAAAACAAAAACUUGUCAUGCUCUAAAUAGAUAGUUAAAUAAUUUAUUUUAAACAAAAAUAAAAAAAAUAAUGACUUA
This is a messenger RNA of Danaus plexippus (monarch butterfly), 715 nucleotides long. It is a transcript of the gene CPR126, whose product is annotated as cuticle protein 7-like. The record is from RefSeq and is a predicted model, not a curated record. The coding region runs from base 54 to 539 and encodes 161 amino acids. Lineage: Eukaryota; Metazoa; Arthropoda; Insecta; Lepidoptera; Nymphalidae. The transcript has 4 exons. Gene Ontology annotation, cellular component: extracellular matrix.